Cordyceps militaris CM01 is the source of this 3648-nucleotide messenger RNA. RefSeq names its product urea amidolyase, putative. NCBI's taxonomy places the organism in Eukaryota, Fungi, Ascomycota, Sordariomycetes, Hypocreales, Cordycipitaceae. Bases 1 to 3648 code for a protein of 1215 amino acids. The transcript has 7 exons. The record is from RefSeq and is a predicted model, not a curated record. Gene Ontology annotation, molecular function: ATP binding; metal ion binding.
AUGUCUGCCCCUACACCGUCUAAGCGGCUUCUCAUCGCCAACCGAGGAGAAAUCGCGAAUCGCAUCCUCAAAACGGCGCGGCUACUCAAUUACUGCAUCAUCUCGAUUUACAUGCCAAGCGACGCAUCCAGCCCCCAUGUAACGGAUUCCGACGUUGCCGUCCCGGUGUCUUCCUACAGCGACAUCAACGAAAUCGUGGCCAUCGUUCGGCAGCAAGCUGUCGAGUUUGUGAUUCCAGGAUAUGGCUUCCUCUCCGAGAAUGCACAGUUUGCCGCGGCCGUGGAAGACGCGGGCGCUGUUUUUGUCGGCCCUGCGCCUGAGCACAUCGUCAUGUUUGGCGUCAAGCAUACCGCGAGGGACGUGGCGGCGCAGGUGGGCGUUCCUAUAUGCCCCGGCUCCGGCAUCGUGCAGUCUGCCGAUGAAGCGGUAUUGGAAGCCUCCAGGAUCGGAUACCCUAUUAUGCUCAAAGCCACGGCGGGUGGCGGCGGAAUGGGUCUGAAAAUAUGCAAAGACGAAAGCGAAGUGCGCUCAUCCUUUGCCAGUGUCGUGAGCCGAGGCACCGCCUUGUUCUCCAACCCAGGCGUGUUUCUGGAACGCUACUUUCCCGUCUCUCGCCACAUUGAGAUCCAGGUCUUUGGCGACGGGCGCGGAGACUGCGUCGCCUUUGGCGAGCGAGAGUGCUCGAUCCAGAGGCGCCACCAAAAGGUCAUUGAGGAGUCGCCGAGCCCGUUUGUCGCGGCCCGGCCGGCGCUCCGGCAACGACUGGUGCAGGCCUCGAGACUGCUCGCCAGCAGCAUCCGCUACCGAUCGGCGGGGACGGUGGAAUAUCUCGUCGACGACGCGACGGGCGACUUCUUCUUCUUGGAGAUGAACACGCGUCUGCAGGUCGAGCACGGCAUCACCGAGCUGCGCUUCGGCAUCGACCUGGUCGCGCUGAUGCUCCAGCAGGCCGAGCAGCCGCUGGACCUCUGCGAUCUGAAAAUGCUGGAGCCGUCCGGGGCGGCCAUGGAGGCGAGAAUCUACGCCGAGAAUCCUGGCAAGAACUACUUCCCCAGCCCAGGCCAGCUGCAGCUGGUGGAAUUCAGCAGCGAUCCGGGAGUCCGCGUCGACACCUGGGUGCAGACCGGAACCAACAUCUCGCUCGCAUUCGACCCCUUGCUGGCCAAAGUCAUGGUGCAUGCGGAGACCCGAUCGUGUGCCGUUUCCAAAAUGCGGCAGGCCCUCGACAAGACGAAGCUGCGCGGCGUCGUGACCAACACGGACUAUGUGCGCCGCAUCUUCGAAACCGAGUGGUUUCUGCAGGGACAGACUACGACCACUGUUCUGGAUUCCUUUCAAUACACGCCCCGCGCCUUGGAAAUUGUCGCGCCUGGAUCGUAUACCACCGUGCAGGACUUCCCGGGCAGAGUCGGCGUCGGGUUCGGCAUCCCCGAGGGAGGCCCAGCGGAUGCCCUACAUGCGCGGCUCGCCAAUUGCGUCGCGGGCAACGAGCCGGGCUGCGAACUUUUCGAAAUUACCUUUACAGGUCCUACCAUCCUGUUCCAUGGCAAGGCGAUUAUCGCCUUGGCGGGCGGUGUCGUCGAGGCGCGUCUUGAUGGCCGCCCCGUGAGCAUGUACGCGCGGAUCGAGGUCCCGGCCGGCUCCGUCGUGACGAUUGGUCGCCUUUUGCAGGGGUGCCGCACCUAUCUUGCAAUACAGGGCGGCUUGCCUGGGAUUCCUACCUAUCUGGGCUCCAAGUCGACGAGUCCCAUCAUUGAGGUGGGAGGCCACCAGGGCCGCCCGCUCGUCGCGGGAGACCUGCUGGACAUUGGCGCGCCGGCCGAGUUUGUGCCGUUUACACUUCCCUCGGCGCUUGUGCCGGUCCUGGAUCUGAAGACCGUCUACUGCCUUUCCGGUCCACAUGACUCCCCCGAUAUUAUGACAAGUUCGGGCGCCGAGGCGAUUUACGCGUCAGAGUGGACUGUCUCGCAUCAGGCCUCCCGCACGGGGGUUCGCCUCGACGGCCCGCGGCCGCAGUGGGCGAGGCAGACGGGAGGGCAGGGCGGCUCGCAUCCGAGCAACUACCUGGACUAUCCGUAUUCCUUGGGGGCGCUCAAUUGGACGGGCGACUCGGCAGUGGUGUUUCCCGCGGAUGCCCCGUCUUUGGGCGGCUUCGUGACGUCGCAUGUCAUUCCGCGGGCUGAGCUGUGCAAGAUUGGUCAGCUGAAGCCUGGUGACCAGUUUCGAUUUGCGCAAAUUACGCUCCAGUCUGCCAUGGAUCUGUAUCAGGCACAGGAGACCUACAUACAGCAUGUGAAACGCCUUGCAGCUGGAAUUAAAACAUCGGAGGCCCUUUCGAGCCUGAAGCUUCAAGCAAAAAGUCUAGCGCUUAGCACUCCUUCGACGGCAAUUAUCGGCACGCACGGGGAUGUCACAAUUCGACAAGCAGGCGAUUCAUACGUGCUGGUGGAGUUCCUGCAAUCGCUGCAGCUGGAAGUCCGUUGCAAGGUACAGGCAGUAACGGAAGCCAUUGACAACUGUAUAAUUGACGGGAUACACUUAGUUACUCCGAUUGGGUGCAGUCUCCUGGUCCAGUACGAUGGAUUCAAGAUUUGCCAGGCUCAACUAGUUGACAGAAUACAGAGCAUACUCGGAGCACAUGGGGCAUCUCCUUUGCUGUCGAACAAACUAUCCAGCCGCCACAUAAGACUGCCCAUGGUCUUUGACGACAAAGUCAACAGAGCUUCCGUCGAGCGGUACAUGAAGACGCAGCGGCCGACUGCCUCGUAUCUUCCCGACCCUGUCGAGUUUAUCGCUCGCUCAAACGGCCUCGAGUCCAAGCACCAGGUCCUGGAAAAGGUGCUCAGUACCAGAAUUCUCGUCGUGGGGGUGGGAUUUUGGAGCGGCACGCCGAUUGGGUUUCCAGUUGACCCGCGCUGUCGGCUGAUGGUUCCCAAGUUCAAUCCGUCAAGGACCUUUUCGCCCGCAGGGGGGCUCGGCAUCGGCGGCUGCUUCUUUUGCUGCGACCCGACUGAUGCACCCGGAGGAUACGUCAACUUUGGCCGCACACUGCCCGGCUGGGAUAAAUUCUGCGUCAACAAGAGCUUUGGCAAGAGACCGUGGCUAUUUGAGAAUUUCGACCAGCUCAGCUUCUACGUCGUGGAUGAGGACGAGUUUGAACGCAUCUACAGCCGCUUCCAGGCCGGCAAGUACCAGUUUGACAUUACGCCGACCGAAUUUGACGUGGUUGAAUACACCAAGUUCUGCGAAAGCGUGGCCGAUGAGACGACCGCGUUCCAAGCCCGGCAGAAACAGGCUACCGAAAUUGAGACUGAGAAGUGCGGGCGCCUUGCACGAUACCAGUGGCUAAAAGAGCAAACGGUGGAGCGAGACGCCGUCCCAGCUUUGGAGGAAAUUGACGAUGCCCUGAAGAUUGACGCCGAGAUGCACGCUAGCAUAUACAAAAUCAAGAUACAAAAGGGUGACACGCUCAACAACGGCGACAUUAUGCUCAUCCUCGAGGCGAUGAAGAUGGAAAUCAAUAUAGCAGUGUCGGCAGCGCAAGCGGGCCUUGUGGUGGACAGUGUCGUGGUUGCGCCGGGCGAUGUCGUCAAGCCGGGGGAUGUGCUUGUCGUGCUGGCACGGCCAGGAGAGGCAAAGACUGGAUAG